Molecule: messenger RNA, 1382 nt
Organism: Xyrauchen texanus (razorback sucker)
Lineage: Eukaryota; Metazoa; Chordata; Actinopteri; Cypriniformes; Catostomidae
Product: dual specificity protein phosphatase 18-like
Exons: 2
Coding region: 156-722 (188 amino acids)
Biological process (GO): protein dephosphorylation
Cellular component (GO): cytoplasm
Molecular function (GO): MAP kinase tyrosine/serine/threonine phosphatase activity
Source: RefSeq, a predicted model, not a curated record
ACCGCUUCUGAGCAAGUUUAAAAUUAAUCUCUCUCUCCAUUGGCCAGUUGCCUUCAAAGCCUUUUUAGGGUUUGAACAUGCCAACAGGGGAUCUGCUUUGCACUCUAGAGUAGAGCUCUAAUGUGAGAGACAGACCACACCAAGGGACCAGCUCUAUGUCGAUAUCACAGAUAACACCAACUCUCUUCCUGAGCGGGGCUGAUGCUCCUAGGAAUCAGGCACUCAUGACCCGCAAAGGGAUUACACUCAUUGUGAAUGUGACCCUGUCCCACACCUGCCCUAUCUACCCGGGCGUGGAGUGUCUACGUGUUGCCGUGUCCGACCUCCCCAAUGCCCGUCUGGGUGAUCAUUUUGAACCCGUGGCAGCUCGAAUCCACAACAACAGGGCUGGGGGAACCUUAGUGCACUGUGUUGCAGGCAUGAGUCGCUCACCUGCACUGAUUAUGGCCUACCUCAUGAAAUACAAAGGAGUGAACCUACGGCAGGCACAUAACUGGGUUAAAGAGAGUCGACCCUAUAUUCAACUUAAUACAGGAUUCUGGGCCCAACUCCUAGACUAUGAGAAGAAAUUGUAUGGUAAGAAUACUGUGAAGGUGGCCGAACCAUUGGAUCCACUGCCAAUCCCCAGAACACCAAAACUGACUACCAAGUAUAGCAUGAGACAGUGCCCUCCAUCUCCAAGGCUUGGCCGACUUAGAAAAUAUACAUCUUUUGCUCUUUAAUCCAAGAAAAAACAACCGAACUUGGAAGGUUUUUGCCUAAAGUAGAAAUGUUGUCUUUUUAGCCACUUAUACUUGGUUGGUAAUGCAAUUCACUUUCAAGCAUGAUUUUUCAUAAUGUUUUUUCAUUUUGAUGUGGCCUGGCUGGAAUUCCAGGAUAUAAUAGAUUACAUUUUAAAUCCUUUUACGUUGCAUUGUUUAACCAACAGAGGACACUGUUGGAGCAUCAAACUCAAACCAUGUACACUGUAAAAAGCUAGGGGUAACCUGCAAUUGUUACCAUAAGGAGCUAUAUACUGCACCUGAGCUAACCUUUAACAAUAGUUUUGUUGGCGUUACUUAUUGUAUUUAGGUUGAUUCGGUGAUGUUAAAAUCAGAUUUCUGACUUGAAUCAAACCAGUUAAUUUAGAUGUUACCACAUGAAGCACAUUUUUGUCAGUGUAUGAUACCCAGGACAAAUGAAUGGAAGGUUAAAAAUGGGAAAUUCUGUUAACAAUAGACAUGUUGUGUUGUAUUAUAUACCACAGCUCUGUUUAGACGUCUUUAUUUUGAUAAAUGUACAGAAAAUUGAUUUUUUUACUGUGCGUGGGACAAGGACAUGGGCAAUUUAUCUAAGCAAACCUACUUGUAUUAAUCAUCUGACAAACUUUGAAUACUGUGUAA